AUGACUAUUUCCAUUUUGGCUAUUGCUACUUCUGCCGUUGCUGCGCCGGUCACACAAGGUCCAGGAGGCGAUAUUAACGCCAACACUUUACCUCCCCUUGUAAGCGGUGGUGUGGCUGUGAGCCAAGGUCAGAUCCCUUCUUCAAUCAAUACUGCUGGCAACAUUGCCGGUGCUACCGCCCCGGGAGCAGUAGGCGGUGUCAAGCCCGGAUCAUCAUUGGAAGCUGGUGUAAUUGGAGGGCAAAGUAGUGCCAACUCACAAGAUUUACCUCCUUCGGUAUCCUCAAAAGGGGUCAUUGCAAGUGCUCCUUUCCCCACAGGGUCCCCUUCAGCCCGUACAUUCGCUGGAGCUCCUUGUUCCGUGCACACUAUCCAACCUUGA
This is a messenger RNA of Kwoniella botswanensis, 381 nucleotides long. RefSeq lists its product as uncharacterized. Bases 1 to 381 code for a protein of 126 amino acids. The transcript has 3 exons. The record is from RefSeq and is a predicted model, not a curated record. Lineage: Eukaryota; Fungi; Basidiomycota; Tremellomycetes; Tremellales; Cryptococcaceae.